Messenger RNA from Adineta ricciae, 1285 nucleotides. The record is from the annotation of a GenBank genome assembly. NCBI's taxonomy places the organism in Eukaryota, Metazoa, Rotifera, Eurotatoria, Adinetida, Adinetidae.
AAGGGGAUAAAGCAAAACUACAAUACUCUGAAGCAUAGAUUAAGUGCGUAUAUGACGAGAAUAUUUCUUUGACUUCCAUAAAAAGUUGUAUUUCUAUUCAUUGCUAAUGUACUGUAUAUUGCUAAGUAGGAUAAAAGAAAAAUAAGCAGGACGUCAUAGUACUGACUGGAAUGAAGUGGUGUUCAAUAAGCAAUAUUACCCAGUCAUCCAUACAAAUAUCGCUUUUUAUGUAAGUUCAAAGGAAAAAUUGAACCGGGACUGACAGCUGUGACAGGAAUUUGUACUGGAACCUAAUACCACGCAAGUUUUACGGCUGGGGUUGAAAUUCUCGCUUGAAUUCUAUAAUGGACUGAAAAUUACUUGAACCGAAAUUUCGGUCUCAGCGGUCUAUCGAUCAAUAAAACAUUCUCAAAGUUUCACCUUAAAAGCCGGUUUUAAUGUCCUUAGAUUAUAUGCAUUUAGUAAAUAUCUGUGUACUUGAGUAUUGAAGAUAAAAAUAACAUCUUGUGUUCGAAUACAUAUACGUACGAUGAAAGAAAGCAUAGACAAGAAAAUUUCAAAAAAAUUAUUGUCACUGCAUACGAUUGAACAAAUCGAUACAGAUGUCUGAUAAUUAGAAAUGAUUUCAUAACAUAUUCUUUAAAUCAAUUACAUUCUAAAUCUAUUUAGAACAAUGCAUCGACAAGCUCACUAAAUACACAUCAAACAGUUGUUAAUAAACGAAAUCCUAUCAAGCAACAAAAUUUCAAUGAAUCGAAGAAUAGCUACAAAACACUAUUUGUAUCGGGACUAAAACGUAGUGUGAGUAUACGGGAUAUAUACAGCUAUUUCAAUGGUUGUAUAAGAGUGACAAUCAAGCCGAAUCGUUCAGUACCACAUCUAAAAUAUGCAUUUGUUGAUUAUCACACGUCUGAACAGGCCCAGCACGGUCUUUAUCAACGUGUGGACCGAUCUCUUCUUGGUCAUGAAUGCCGUGUCGAAUAUGCCAUUUGUCAGCCAAAUAUUUCCAAAAAUCAUCAAAGCAUUGACAAUAAAAAAAUUGUAGUUACUCAAAUACCAGAAAACGUCAGUGAAAAUGAUUUGCGCCGCUUAUUCAGGCAGUGUCGUAUACUGAAAUAUUCUCCGGCACGCUUUUUACAUCGUCCACCUACGGUAACGAGAACAAAAUGCAAGGAUAAAAUUUUAUUAGGGUAAGAAUAAUGAACUUCACUGUAUUGCUUUGUUUAGUAUCUAUUCGUUCUUUUGAUAGUUUAAUAUUGAAUUAAUGUAGCCAUCGUCUAGCAUU